Molecule: messenger RNA, 1377 nt
Organism: Beta vulgaris subsp. vulgaris (sugar beet)
Lineage: Eukaryota; Viridiplantae; Streptophyta; Magnoliopsida; Caryophyllales; Amaranthaceae
Product: probable carboxylesterase 120
Exons: 1
Coding region: 171-1205 (344 amino acids)
Molecular function (GO): hydrolase activity
Source: RefSeq, a predicted model, not a curated record
AUAACGAACUUUUUUAACACACCUUCCAGGCUUCCACAUUGCCACAUUCCACCCACUGUCCCCACAUACAUUGUGCAAUAAAAUUAGUACAGUAUAAUGGAUUUAUUAAUGGAAUGAACUCAACUUCUAUUUGCAAUUUAACUUAGUUUCAAGCAUAAACACUACCCAAAAUGGCAUCUAUGAAAUUUCCAACAAAAUGUCUUCUUUUCUUUCCCCUCAUUCUAACAAUAUUAGCAUCACUCCAGAAUUAUUCAUCUCAAGCUCAAACUCCUACAUUAAAUCCUUAUGAUUUUCUCCACAUUAUUCCAAAUCCAGAUGGGUCAAUAACCCGACCCAAAGAAUUCUUCCCUACAGUCCCACCCAACACUUCAUCACCACUCACAUUCUCCAAAGAUGUCCCUCUAAACCCGAAUAAAAAACCAUGGGUUCGGGUCUACUUACCCAAAUACUCCAAACCCGUCAAUGAUCUCCCCAUUGUGGUAUUCGCACAUGGUGGUGGAUUCGUCGUGCAGAGCACAGCGAGUCCACCACUCGACUCGUUUUUAUCCAACACGGCGAGUCAACUCGCCGCGUUGGUUGUCUCGGUCGAGUUUCGACUCGCACCCGAACAUCGCCUCCCAGCCGCAUACGACGACGUUUUGGAGGCGUUGUUUUGGGUGAAAGAAAAAAAAGAUGAGUGGGUGAGUAAAUACGGUGACGUUUCGAGGUGUGUUAUUAUGGGGGAGAGUUCAGGGGGUAAUAUUGUGUACAAUGUUGGAUUACGUGCGUCUGAUUUAGUCCGUGAAUUAGAGCCGUUGAUUAUUAGAGGUUUGGUUUUAAUUCAACCGUUUUUUGGUGGAGUUAAUCCAAUUACGACGGGUGUAGCUGGUAAUUUAGAAAUAGUGUUUGAUUUGUUGUGGAAUUUGUCUUUACCACUCGGAGCUCCUUUGAAUAAUCCGUAUUUUAACCCGAUGUUCGGUGGCGGGUCAAGUAAUUUGGAGAAAAUUAAAAAUUUGGGUUGGCGGGUUGCAUUUGCGGGUUGUGAUGGUGACUUUAUGAUUGAUAGACAAGUGGAGGUGUUCAAAUUUUUUAAGAAACGAAAGUUGGAUGUUGUUGGUGAUUUUUGUAAAGGAUAUUAUCAUGGUGUUUUUAUUGGAGAUCCUACUCAAGCUCAAAAACUUUAUGAUUUUGUAAGAAAUGUAUUUUCUUCCUAUAUGAGAUAUUGAGUGUUUGUUACGUGACUAUGUAAGUGAGUGAGUCUAUAUAUAAGCUUAUCUUAUCUAUAGACUAUUAGUGGAGUCAUAUAUUGAGUAUCUAGAUUAUAGACAUUGAGAAUUAGCUUCAAGCUUUCAUGAUAGCUAAAGUUUUAUAUACUAGCUAUAAUAUUGUUGUUUUUAA